Messenger RNA from Lycium ferocissimum, 1798 nucleotides. Its product is annotated as cytochrome P450 71AU50-like. Gene Ontology annotation, molecular function: heme binding; oxidoreductase activity, acting on paired donors, with incorporation or reduction of molecular oxygen; monooxygenase activity. The record is from RefSeq and is a predicted model, not a curated record. The coding region runs from base 146 to 1645 and encodes 499 amino acids. The transcript has 2 exons. Lineage: Eukaryota; Viridiplantae; Streptophyta; Magnoliopsida; Solanales; Solanaceae.
UUUGGGUUUUUGUCGUGUGGUCUUUCCUUUGUCCAUUCGUUUCCACCACAAUUCCUCUGCUUCCGGCAAGUGCUACAGUCUAUAAAUAAAAUCGUUUCAACGUUCAAUUAGUUUUUAAAAAAAAAAAAAAAGUGGUGUCAAUUCCAUGGAUUUUCUCUGGCUAGCUCUUGCAUUCUUUGCCCUAUUUUUCCUUCUUCAAGAACUACAAAAAAAGUUCAGUAAGAAGAAGAAACUUAAACUUCCUCCAGGUCCAAGAGGUCUCCCACUUCUUGGAAAUCUUCACAUGGUUGGUGAAAAUCUUCACCAAGAUCUCCAUAAAAUAGCCAAAAAGCAUGGUCCCAUAAUGUCCAUGCAUUUUGGUCUUGUUCCUGUCAUUGUUGCUUCCUCUCCUUAUGCUGCUGAACAAUUCUUGAAAAUCCAUGAUUUAAUAUUUUCCAGUAGACCCUCUAAUGAAGUUUCAGAGGGCAUUUUUUACAAUAGGAGAAAUUUGGUUUCGGCCAAAUAUGGUCCUUAUUGGCGAAACAUGCGAAAAUUGUGCACUUUGCAAUUGUUAAGCAAUGCAAAGAUCCUUGCUUUUCAGCCUAUGAGGAAACAAGAACUUGGGAUUCUUGUAAAUUUCAUCAAACAGGCAGCUAAUGAUCGCGAUGUGAUUGAUCUUAGUGCAAAAGUUGCGUCUCUCAGUGCGAAUAUGUCGUGUUUGAUGAUAUUUGGGAAGAAGUACAUGGACGAAGAUCUUGGCGAAAAGGGGUUCAAGAGUUUGAUUCAAGAUAUACUGCAUUUAGCAGCAUUGCCAAAUGUUGCUGAAUUUUUCCCCUUUCUUCGUGUUCUUGAUCUUCAGGGAUUUAGUCGUCGUACGAAGGAAUUAGCUAAGCUUUUUGAUGAGUUCUUGGAGAGAGUUAUCGACGAACAUGUUUGUGAAUCUGGUGCGGGGAAGCAAGCGAAUGAUAUGGUGGAUACACUGAUGGGGAUUAUGCAAUCUGGUGAAGCUGAAUUUGAGUUUGAUCGUCGACAUGUCAAAGCUAUUUUGUUGGACUUGCUGAUAGCAUCUAUGGAUACUUCAUCGACAACAAUCGAAUGGAUUCUAACCGAACUUCUAAGGCACCCAAAUGUGAUGAAAAAGCUUCAAAAUGAGUUGAAGCAAGUAGUUGGCAAAAACAGAAUGGUGGAAGAAUCAGACUUAGAAAGCUUGGAAUAUUUAGAUAUGGUCAUAAAAGAAAGUAGUAGACUCCAUCCUGUUGCACCCUUAUUGCUUCCUCACGAGUCCAUUGAGGAUUGCACGGUUGAUGGUUUUCACUUACCUAAAGGAUCCCGAAUUUUGAUUAACGUUUGGGCAAUUGGGAGAGAUCCAGAUACUUGGAUUGAGCCUGAAAUGUUCAAACCGGAGAGGUUUCAGGGGAGCAACAUUGAUCUUCGGGGAAGACAUUUUCAGCUUUUACCGUUUGGCUCUGGCAGAAGAAGUUGCCCUGGUUUGCAAUUAGGGCUCACCGUUGUUCGUUUGGUGGUCGCGCAAUUGGUUCACUGCUUUGAUUGGGAGAUGCCGAAUGGUAUGAAGCCGAACGAUAUUGACAUGACUGAGAAAUUUGGUUUAGUAACGGCUAGAGCGCAACAUCUUAUGGCGAUUCCUAAUUAUCGGUUGCAUAUGUAAAGUAAAUGCAAAUGUCAAAAUAUGUCUAAGAGUUGCAUAUUUGCCUCUGAAUAAGACGAGGAUUAGACAAAAAAGACUGGCAAUUUGCAUUAUUUCCACUUAUAUGUUGAACGUAUUUAAAAGAAUUAUGUAAUAUUAUCUAAGUUUGAGUCA